This is a messenger RNA of Amaranthus tricolor (Joseph's coat), 3101 nucleotides long. RefSeq names its product probable linoleate 9S-lipoxygenase 5. Lineage: Eukaryota; Viridiplantae; Streptophyta; Magnoliopsida; Caryophyllales; Amaranthaceae. The transcript has 9 exons. Gene Ontology annotation, molecular function: oxidoreductase activity, acting on single donors with incorporation of molecular oxygen, incorporation of two atoms of oxygen; metal ion binding; protein binding. Bases 203 to 2719 code for a protein of 838 amino acids. Gene Ontology annotation, biological process: lipid oxidation. The record is from RefSeq and is a predicted model, not a curated record.
AUUCAUUAUUAUUCAUAUCCUCUUUAAUUUUCAUUCGAAAUUAUACCUCUAUUAUAUUAUUAUUAAUUAAUUAAUAUUAUUUUAUUUUUAUAUAUACAUAAUAAAAUAUAUUCUAGAAUAAUACUCAUAAUAAGAUAAAUAUUUACUAGGAUUUCUAUACUAGUAUAUUUAAUAAUAUAUAUAAAUUAGAAAUAAUUUUAUCAUGAUGAAGGGAAGAGUGGUGUUGAGAAAGAAGAAUGUAUUGGAUUUGCAGAUCCUUCAUGAAGUUGAUGAGUUGCUGGGAAAUAAGGUGUCAUUUCAGCUUGUUAGUUCUGUCCAUGCUGAUCCAGACAACUUAAAAGGAAAAGUUGGAAAACCUUGUUAUUUGGAAAAAUGGCUGGCAAAACCAAAUGACUCAGACGUUGUAUUUAACGUGACAUUCGAUUGGGAUGAAGAAAUUGGUGUGCCUGGUGCAAUAAUCGUUAAAAAUGAACACCACCAUGAAUUUUAUCUCAAAACUGUCACUUUACAUGAUGUUCCUCGUCAUGAUAAACUUCACUUUAUUUGCAAUUCUUGGGUAUAUCCUACUAAAUACAAUGACAAUGAUCGUAUAUUUUUCACCAAUAAGGUGUAUCUCCCUCACGAAACACCCGAACCACUACGCAAUUAUAGGGAAGAAGAAUUACAAGUUCUAAGAGGAAAAGGGAAAGAAAAUGCAAUGUUAAAGGAAUGGGAUCGUGUUUAUGACUAUGCUUUGUACAAUGAUCUAGGAGAUCCAGAUAAAGGUCCUGAAUCUGCUAGGCCUAUAUAUGGAGGGUCUAUAGAAUAUCCUUACCCUCGCAGAGGAAGAACAGGACGUCCACCUACAAACACAGAUCCAAAUGUGGAAAGCAGGUUGCCAUUGAUUAAGGGACUAGGGAUCUACGUUCCAAGAGAUGAACAAUUUGGGCACAUAAAAAUGUCAGAUUUCUUAGGUGAUUCAGUGAAGUCAUUAUCACAGACCUUUGCUGGUUUGGUUGGAUCUGUAUUUGACAAGACACCUAUCGAAUUUGAUACUUUUCAAGAUGUCAUGAACAUGUAUGAAGGAGGAAUUAGAUUGCCAGAAUCUUCAUUUCUGGAUCAAAUUAGGGAAAAUCUCCCAUCGGAAUUCCUAAAAUCACUUCUUCGAUCUGAUGGAGCACCGUUUCUGAAAUUCCCAUUGCCUGAUAUAAUCAAGGAGGAUAAGUCAGCUUGGAGGACUGAUGAAGAAUUCGCAAGGGAGAUGAUUGCUGGAAUUCAUCCUCUUGCUAUUCGUCGUUUGGAGGAGUUUCCUCCUACAAGCAAGCUUGAUCCCAAAACAUAUGGCAACCAGAGAAGCUCAAUCACUGAGGAAACAAUAGCAGAAGACCUGGAGGGUUUAACUGUUGAUGAGGCAAUGAAGAGUAAUAGGCUAUUCAUAUUAGAUCAUCAUGAUACAAUGGUACCUUAUAUAAGGAAAAUCAACAACCACACUGAUUCAAAAGUUUAUGCCACAAGGACACUACUAUUUCUAAAAGAUGAUGGAACAUUGAAGCCAUUGGCAAUUGAACUAAGUCUACCACACCCAGAUGGGAAUGAAUUUGGUGUUGUUAGCCAAGUAUACAAACCAAGCACAGAUGGAGUAGAUGGCUCGCUGUGGCAGUUAGCUAAAGCAUAUGUAGCUGUUUCUGACUCGGGUUACCAUCAACUUAUUAGCCACUGGUUACAUACACAUGCAGUGAUGGAACCAUUUGUAAUAGCCACAAAUAGACAAUUGAGUGUGCUGCACCCUGUUUACAAACUUCUGCAUCCUCAUUUCCGUGAUACAAUGAACAUAAAUGCUAUAGCACGACAGGUUGCCCUUAAUAAUAAGGGAUUGUUUGAAGAAGCAGUUUUUCCCAGAGCUUAUGCUGUGGAAUGGACAUCCAAAUUGUACAAAGAUUGGGUCUUCACUGAUCAUGCUCUUCCAAGGGACCUUCUCAAGAGAGGAAUGGCAAUAGAGGACUCAAAAAGCCCACACGGAUACAAGCUGCUCAUUCCAGACUACCCGUAUGCCGUCGAUGGCUUAGAAAUUUGGUCUGCAAUCCAAACAUGGGUUAACGAAUACUGCUCCUUUUAUUACAAAUCAGACGAUCUAGUCUCUAAUGACCCAGAAUUACAGUCCUGGUGGACGGAAAUCAGAGAAGUCGGCCAUGGCGACAAAAAACACGAAAAAUGGUGGCCAAAUCUACAAACCCUAAACGAUCUUACACAAAUCUGCACAACCAUUAUAUGGGUUGCAUCCGCACUUCACGCAGCCCUAAACUUCGGACAGUAUCCUUACGCAGGAUACGUACCAAACAGACCGACAAUAAGUCGCCAAUUCAUGCCAGAACCCGACACUUUUGAAUUCGAACAGCUUAAAACGAACCCAGAUUUAGUGUUUUUAAGUACAAUUUCUAGUGAGCUUCAGUCAUUGGUGGGUGUUUCAUUGAUUGAGCUUUUGUCUAGGCAUUCUUCCGAUGAGGUUUAUCUUGGGGAAAGGGAUGAUAUUGAUGAAUGGAUAGAUGAUCGUUCACCAUUGAUGAGUUUUAAGAGGUUUGGGGAGAGGUUAGUGGAGAUUGAAGGGAGGAUUGUUGAGAGGAAUCAUGAUGGGAGGCUUAAGAAUAGGGUUGGGCCUGCUAUGUUGCCUUAUACUCUUCUUUAUCCUUCUAGUGGUGCUGGGAUAACUGGUAGAGGUAUACCAAAUAGUAUUUCUACUUAAAAGAAUCGAAUUUUGUCUCAAUUCAUAAUAUUAGACAAUAAUUAAAAAGCCUAAUUUCCAAGACGAUAAAUAUUAAAUACAUUGAAUUGUCUUGGGGCUAAGGAUUUGAUGAAGCAGAAGGAAAAACUCUAAUGUAUUACUCCAAAUUCGAUUAUUUUAAAAAGUAAAAGAUUCAAGUGUUCAUCUUUUUCGUACUAGUAUAUGUAGGAAUUAAUUUAUUAUACGUGGACUAAAUAGAGACUACGAUAGAAGUCUUAACUGGUGAUGUACAAGAAUAAUCCUAUGGUGGUAUUAGUUAGCGUAUUGUACAAAAGUAAUAUGAUUAUGUUUGAGAUUUAUUAUGUUGAUUUAAUGAAAGAGAGAAUUAAAUUCCGAAUCAAAA